Molecule: messenger RNA, 393 nt
Organism: Helobdella robusta
Lineage: Eukaryota; Metazoa; Annelida; Clitellata; Rhynchobdellida; Glossiphoniidae
Exons: 6
Biological process (GO): intraciliary transport involved in cilium assembly; cilium assembly
Cellular component (GO): cilium; intraciliary transport particle B; centrosome
Molecular function (GO): beta-tubulin binding
Source: RefSeq, a predicted model, not a curated record
AUGAAUAUUAUAAAAAUAAUUUCUGGCAUAAUUUUACGACAAGGCAAUGUACCUCUGGGGACUGCCUCGAGACUGAAAACUGGAGCUGUUCAGGGAAUCCCUAGGCCAGGGACAAGGGGCGGAGUUAUAGGAACUGGAAUGGCCCUCUUGUCUCAAGUGCAAGUUUCCGAUAGGCCUGUCACACAACAAGGUUUGGGCGGUUUGAAGACCACCACCAAUAAAGGCAACCAGCGAAUGGUUCAAGAUAAGACGUACUUCCUUGGCGUUUUGAGAGCCGAAUCUUUAGCUCAGGAGUUGGAAACCUUGCGUGGUGAAUUGGGGGACUACAACACUUUAGUCGACAAGUUAAACACAGACACCAAUAUUAACGACAUGCAGCUCGAAGUUAACGAU